AAAGUAGUCGCAUGCUUGCAAGCUCGGCCACAUUGACGUUUAGACACCCUUGCGACACAAGUUGACGAGGAAGAGUCGCGAGAGAUAGGAGCUUUCGUCGCGUUUCUCGCCUUCGAUAAAGAUAUCGAUACUUAUAUAUAGCGAUUGCUCGCUUUGCCGAUUAUCUCGAAGACUCUUCACGGAUCAUUUUAUUGGGAGAUUGCUUGGCCUGUCCCGCAAUCGCUUAUCCGCUUGUCCCCUACGACCGGAUCGCAACCACUUGUCAGAUUUAGCAGUUUCGGUAUCGUUUCGCACACUCGGUUGUUGAAGCAAGAUCUGUCGGUACGAUGCUGCUGAAAUUGGUCGUAUGCACGAUAAUCGCCCUCGUUGUUUUCAUCGACUGGACUGCCGCUCUGCCAGCCGGUGACAAAGAGGCGUUAAUGAACGGACUUAAUUUACAGAUGGUGGGAGGCGAGGACGAUGGAUCAUCGGCUGCAGUGGAAAGAGACUUAUUGAAUUUUCUCGUAGGUCGGCGAUUUGUCAAGCGUCUUCGCAGCCAGGCCGACAUCGAUGAUUUGCAACGCAAACGAAAUUAUUGGCGGCAGUGCGCAUUCAACGCGGUGUCUUGUUUCGGCAAGUAGACGCGCUGCAUCAUAGCCGAAAAAUAAAAAUUCCAGGGGGCGUAAUAAUAAUUGUCGAGAGAGGUUUUUAAUUCAUUUCAUUGAAACGCGCGCAGAUGCGAUUAUAACGGGGACUGAAUGUGCAGUGUGCAGGAUUAAAUGUUACCUACGUCUAUUAAAUAUAUCGAAACAUACGUGCUUGCGUUUUUUCCCCCCAAAAGCUGUCGUUCAAAAGCUCAAUGUACUCGAGACCCUAGAAACCAUAUGCUGUUGUUAGAACAAUUUCUAAUUUAUAAAGUCUCAUUUAGUCGAUGUACAUUGCGAUAUUCGAUGCGUAGUAGUGCCCGUAAGUAUUAUUUUGUGUCCAGUGAUACUUUCUUUCACGACAUCGAAGCAUAUAGAUUUUGGCAUCAUCGUUAAUUAUCAUUGGUAUGUAUUUGCAUAAUCUUAUUCGUUGAAAUAUUUGACUCUUUAAAUAAAAAUAAAAUCGGUUGUUUUUAGCAAUGAUAUAUCUUAUGUUUUGUCAAAAGCUCGAAGUACAUGUAAAUGUUCUUAUAUCAACUUGAUGGAUGGAAUUAGCCAAAAUAUAUCAAUUUUAAUUAAUAAAACAAUAUCGAAAAGCAUCAAAAAAUUUUGACUGGGCGCAUUUUAAUUGUCUCAGAAAAAAAAGUAUCGAUGUGCUUUUCAUCAAUAAGCUUAGUAUUACAACUCAAGAAAUAUUCUAAUACUAUUCAUCAUGUACCAUGUAACUGAUAUCUUGAAAGUUCCUUAACGUUAAUUUGAAAUUAUGUCCGGUCUAAGUGAUUUAAUUAUGCGUGUAAAUUAAUUUUUGUAUUAUCUCUUACCAUUAUGCUUGUACCUUCCUGUUUAAAAUGGUUAAAUAUUAUAUAAAAUAAGAAUAUAAUAUCCCAACUAUGUAUGUUGUAUUAUUAUUAUUGUAUGAAUAA
Molecule: messenger RNA, 1546 nt
Organism: Trichogramma pretiosum
Lineage: Eukaryota; Metazoa; Arthropoda; Insecta; Hymenoptera; Trichogrammatidae
Product: prohormone-1-like
Exons: 3
Coding region: 327-620 (97 amino acids)
Source: RefSeq, a predicted model, not a curated record